Messenger RNA from Coregonus sp. 'balchen', 6541 nucleotides. Lineage: Eukaryota; Metazoa; Chordata; Actinopteri; Salmoniformes; Salmonidae. The record is from the annotation of a GenBank genome assembly.
CGGGGAAUUAGCUGAUAAUGACUUCUGUCAUAUUUGAUUUUUCAGACUUCCCAGAGAUAAUGGCCCAGAGGGCAUGGAGCCAGAUGGUAUCAUUGAGGUGAGUAAUGCUUCAGUGUUACAUCUGCUAAAUUGGAUGCAGAAGACAAGAUAUUCAAGAGCUCAAGUUACAGCUUGAUAAUGUGUGAUCUCUGCUUAAUUGAAUGCUAAAACGGUAGAUAUUCAGUAGAUAGUAAAGUUUCAAGUCACACUGGAUAAGUGUUUGCUAAAUUACUCAAAUAUAAAUGCUUAUCUUCUACUUUCUACAGAGCAACUGGAAUGAGAUCGUGGACAGUUUUGAUGAGAUGAACCUGGGCGAGAAGCUGCUCAGGGGAAUCUAUGCCUAUGGUUUUGAAAAACCCUCCGCUAUCCAGCAGAGGGCCAUCCUCCCUUGUAUCAAGGGUGAGUACUCAACCACACUCACUCUUCAGAUGGUUAGGCAUAAUGGUCAAAUUGUUUAUCUUAUAAACCGUAUGAGAUCAUUCAACAAACUCUUAGGAAAGCAUGAGCAGUGACAGUACAGCAUGAUAACUGCAGUGACUAAAAUAAACAUUGUCAGCUUGAAAAGACUACUAACGUUCACUUAAGCCAAAGGAACUAAAACUGCUGAAGUCACAACUUCUGCUUGACUUCAAUCCCCUUGUCAACUGGGCAAGGCAGUGUCUUCUAAUGGCACUGAGUCUUAUAUCUGCCAAGGGAAGAGUGAAUGAGUCCAUAUUCAUCCCAGUCAUCUCUGUUCAGUGAGGAAUAGGCUGGUUCAUGCUAUGGACACAAAUGAAACUAACGAAUGUAGUGCAUUUUGACUUUAAUUUACUGACCAACUGAAAACAAACUGGUAGUGGGUGGAUAAUAUUUAGUUUGGUAUGUAUGCUUGUUAGCUGACGUUCUAGUAAAAAAGCAUGCGUUCAAGCACACCCAAAAUAGUUGCGGUGCUUACUAACAAUAUAGUAAAUGUAAUGGGGGGGUAAAGAUGUGCCACUAUUAUUAAUUUUUAAUAAAGAGCUGACAUUGGCUUUAUCUCCCAUCCUACCUGCCCGCAGGUUAUGAUGUGAUUGCACAGGCUCAGUCUGGUACUGGGAAGACUGCCACCUUUGCCAUUUCCAUCCUGCAGCAGAUCGACAUGGAGCUGAAGGGCACCCAGGCCCUGGUUCUGGCCCCCACCAGAGAGCUGGCUCAGCAGGUACGUACGGGCGGGUACUUCAGUUACUUGACAGAAAUGUAACUAGAAUACACCAUAAGUCAUGUCACACCGUUCUAAACUUGUAGCCUCUUGUGUAUGUUAACCUCAUGUCCCCUGUCAACUGGGCAAGGCGGUGUUCUCUAAUGGCACUGAAUCUUAUAUCUGGCAGGGGAAGAGUGAAUGAGUCCAUAUUCAUCCCAGUCAACUCUGCUCAGUGAGGAAUAGGCUGGUUCAUGCUAUGGGCACAGAUCUAUAAAACUUGUUGUUUACGACAGUUUGUAUGACAGGAAAUAGUGGCCAAACCUGAGGUUUACAAGUCAACCGGGCCAACGAUUUUUCCUGUAAUGGGCUACACAUGCUUCACAAUACUGAUGCCAGAUGAAUCUGGAAUAAAAUAUUGUCACUAAAACUGACUUUCCUUCAAACCAAAACCACCUCAGUUAUUCUAGUCGCACCUCUGACACAAACCUCUCCGAUCAGGUGUCAAAACAAUACCCCUUUACCUAAUACACAUUUCUCUCCUUCCCUGUCAAUAGAUCCAGAAGGUGAUCCUGGCCCUAGGUGACUACAUGGGAGCCUCCUGCCAUGCCUGUAUAGGAGGGACAAACGUCCGUAACGAGGUCACCAAGCUCCAGGCUGAGGCCCCUCACAUAGUGGUGGGGACCCCUGGCCGCGUGUUCGACAUGUUGAACCGCAAAUACCUGGGUAAGCGCCUCUCUAGUGGUUGACCAAUUGUUUAAUUGACGAUCGAUGGUUGAAGUUGCGCUUGGAGUGAGGCCUUUCAAUAUUUAAUUUAGCGUAUGCGAGCUUGUACAUUUUGAGUUGGUGUUUAUAUUGAGUGACAGGGUAGGGUUAUAGAGCUGUAUAAUGAUUAAAUCCAUGCGUGUCAACUGACUCUGGAACCCCCUGAGUGUUCUAGUUCUGCCAGUCAGCGUUCUGUUGGCUGGUGUGUUCUAAACCUCAGGGCUCUGGAACUCAUGAUCAGAUUCCACACUGGCUGAAUACAGCAUUCAAUGACUCAGCACUUGUUUUUGUCAAAUAGCAGGAAAAGUGUUGAAGGUUCAUGGGGCGUUCCCCACCCCUUUCAUCCCUCUUAACAUGACUAGUGGUGAUAUUACCAGUACAGAAGUAAUUAAUAUUUGUAGAUGUGUGUUUUAAUUGGUUCUAAUUGUAUCCCUACACCUUCCCUCCAUCCAGCCUCUAAGAACAUCAAGAUGUUUGUGCUGGAUGAGGCAGAUGAGAUGUUGAGUCGAGGUUUCAAGGACCAGAUCUACGAGAUCUUCCAGAAGCUCCCCACCAGCACACAGGUACGUCAAUCUGAGUAGUACCAACUUUAGCUAGACAUAUUUGACAGGUGUAUCUGAUGGGGUUGACGUUCACUAGAAACAUUGUCAUGGUUCAUUGCUAAAGGGAAGUAUGGACUUGAUGCAGUGGUGCUACACUGAAAAUGUUCACACACUCCCUAUACUAUGGGGCCAGAGAUAACUCUCCUCCCAGCUUGUGUGCUGUGUCAGGAAUGAAGGUCUUUGGUAGAGAAUCUAGAAUCUGCUCUCCACAGUGACUGGGCUCUCAGUCCCUCUUCACGACUUAAUAGCAGUUUACAAUUUAUACAACCAGUUAUCACAGUCACUCGUUUUGAGUUAAGCAUUGCCUCUUCCCUGAGGUUAAACUGUAGACUGUUCAGGGGAAUGUUGAUUGACUUCAACAUGCCUAACAACCUGCACCCUAUUCCCUCUGUAGUGUACUCAUUUUAGUUACUAUAUAGGGAAUUGGGUGCCACCAAGUAUUAGCUAGUAUGGACAUAAGAGAUUUAAUAUCUAUAUCAUUAAUUACAACUAUUGCCUUUAACCCCGCCAGGUGGUGCUGCUGUCUGCCACCAUGCCCCAGGAUGUCCUGGAGGUCACCAAGAAGUUCAUGCGUGAGCCCAUCCGCAUCCUGGUCAAGAAGGAGGAGCUCACCCUGGAGGGUAUCCGCCAGUUCUACAUCAAUGUUGAGAAAGAGGUGAGGUUGCCCUUAGGCACAGAUCUAGGAUCAGUUAAAGGUGGGGUUGGGGAGUUGUAUGUAGAAGUAGCCCUUAGGAGAGUUUAGAAUAGGCUUAACUUUGAUUGUACCUACAGUCAGUAUUGGUUCUCAUUUUUAAAGAUGGGUUUUUACAGGGCAAACUCAUCUUUUCAGACAGCUGUCAUGUGUACACUUGGUUCAACUUAAUUGAAAGAAACUCUGUACCCUUUACUGAGCCAAGGGUACAAAAGCCCCACUAAGUAGAAACAUGACAUCUUAGCUCAUCACAGAACCAUUGGAAUGGUGUAAACCCCCCGCUGUAAACAUUUAAACUAUUUUUUUUUUUGUUGCCAGUAUGAGCAUGGCUGUCUUAUGAAACUUGUGCGUGUCAACUGAUCCCAGAAUCCCCUGGGGCUCCCGGUGGCCUGGGUUGGUGUUCUGUCAGCUGGUUGUUCCUGGGCCUCAGGGCUCUGGGGGCAUAAUCUGACUGUCACCCUGAAAACACACCCCUCUAUUAGACAAAUACCCUACAGUGGUUAUUGGCUCUUGGGCAUUAGUUUUGACUACGUAUAACUUCUCAUGAGACUUGUAAUAUAUUAUAGGAUAAGUUGUUGACCUGCAGGACUAAGGUAGAGGAAAGUUGAGAACUUUGGGAAGAGGGUGUCAUUCACUCACGAUGACCCAGCACAAGUCUACCUAACACUAUAUUGUGCAAGAAUAAGUGUUUGCAGAACUGGUGCAUCGAUGCUAUAUUCCAUUGCUUUGUCAUCCCCUGACCUGUUCCUUAAUGUCUCACCUGUUAGGAGUGGAAGCUGGACACCCUGUGUGAUCUUUAUGAGACACUGACCAUUACCCAGGCUGUGAUCUUCAUCAACACCAGGAGGAAGGUGGACUGGCUCACUGAGAAGAUGCACGCCAGGGACUUCACAGUCUCUGCUCUGGUGAGAGAUGAUAACCCUGAAUUUAAAGUUACAUUCUCAAGCUAUGUCUGUAGCCUAAAACUGCUCUGGGUAAGAGGCUAACAAGGCUAUAAAAAAAGAAGUUAGGAAUCAUUGCUUGUAUAAAUGCUUCUGUUGAAGUAAACUGAACUCGGGGCUUCAGCCAUGGCCUGAGAAUUUAACUAGUCUGUCGCUGUUCUUACUAGACUUGGUGGCGAGUCGAGGUUGACUGAAGCUAUAUCUGCGAAUUUUUUUUAUUUUUUUUUGUAAGACUCCCUAGGGCUUUGAUUGCCAUGUUCGGGGUCACAAUUCUAAGAAUACUGACCUUACAACUCUGCUCUGAUUUCAUUAGCACAGCUAUGUCAAUGUGGGUCUGUCCCAUUAGAAAUGGAAUAACUCAUUUAUUUCUAUGCUCUGCCCUCAUCUCCCCUGUCAACUGGGCAAGGCGGUGUCCUCUAAUGGCACUGAGUCUUAUAUCUGUCAGGGGAAGAGUGAAUGAGUCCAUAUUCAUCCCAGUCAUCUCUGUUCAGUGAGGAAUAGGCUGGUUCAUGCUAUGGGCACAGAUGUAUACAGCUUAGUAUUUGCACAUUGUGUAUUAUUUUGAUGCAAAACCUCAAGUCUAACUCCUGUAGUUAGACCUCUAUCUACCUCAUAAGUCUUUUCUUCCAGCAAUCAAAUGGUUAUGGCUUACUAUUCACCCUAAUAACUUGUUUGUCUAUAAAUUCCAUUUUACUUUUAGAUUUGUUUGUUAAAUAUGACUGCACUGUUGUAGCAAGGAACCCUAGCAAGAACAUUGCUAAACAUGUGUAUGCGACCAAUAAGAUUUGUAUCUGUAGCUCAUGUCUAUUCUCUUCCAGCAUGGAGACAUGGACCAGAAGGAGAGAGACCUGAUCAUGAGGGAGUUCCGUUCAGGCUCCAGUAGAGUUCUUAUCACCACUGACCUGCUGGUAAGUCACGUCCUGUCAUGCUCUAAUGGUUCCCCACCCCACUUCCUGUUAAUUCAGGGCCAGAGAUAACUCUCCUUCCAGCUUGUGUGCUGUGUCAGGAAUGAAGGUCUUUGGUAGAGAAUCUAGAAUCUGCUCUCCACAGUGACUGGGCUCUCAGUCCCAACUCACGACUUAUUAGCAGUUUACAACCUUUCGCUGAUGUAAUUUUUUAUUUUCUUGCUGUUGACUGAAGCAAAGUAACUAAAGUAUUGCACAAUAUGGUGUUAAUAGGUGUAUUGCACAAUACAUUGUUCCACUGUUACCACACCCUCUAGUCUAGAUGGCAUCAUGGUAUUGCUCAGGAGUUAAACUAGUUGGCAUGAUCCUCAAUUUCCAUGGAAAAGUCUGGCUUCCUCCAAUGUCUAAAGUACAGUCCUCUUUUACGGUGCCUGGUUUUCAACCUUUAUACAUUUGUACUGUAUGACAUGACUGUUCUCUCAUUGGCCUCCUGGCCCUAGUUUUACUAUGACUGUCCUCUGUGUCCCAAAUGGCAUCUUAUGCAAUCAGUCUUUGUCUUUAACUGUCUGGUUGCCUUAACCUUAAUUUGACUGACUGUCCCCUGUCUCUCUCCUUGUCUCCCAGGCCAGAGGUAUUGAUGUCCAGCAGGUGUCCCUGGUGAUCAACUAUGACCUGCCCACCAACAGGGAGAACUACAUCCACAGGUGAGACUUAUACUACAGCUCUCAGCAUGCAGCAUUAGAAUUGGGAACGUUAUUGUCCACAAUGUGGAAUUUUUUGACUUCACGGGUGGUUGACAUAAAAGCAAACGACAUUGAUACCAGGUCACCCGUGUGUUUGACAUGCUCAACUAUAGCUGUGUAAUGAUGAAAUCCAUGCGUGUCAACUGACUCUGGAACCCCCUGAGUGUUGUAGUUCUGCCAGUCAGCGUUCUGUUGGCUGGUGUGUUCUAAACCUCAGGGCUCUGGAACUCAUGAUCAGAUUCCACACUGGCUGAAUACAGCGUCAUGUAGUUUGAUACUAGUUGGUUGAAAUUGCAAAUCCUUUCAGUGUUCAGUGAGGUUCAUUCAGUGGGUACAAAAUAUUUUAAGUACUAAAUCGGGGGGGGACAAAUGGGUAAAUGUUUGAUCAAUCGUUACGUAAUGGUAUGAAUGUAUAGCUCUUUUCCAGUAGCUCAAUGCACUUAACAUGUAAUGAAGGGGCAUAUCUACCUGCAACAGUCACAAUUCAACUACAUGUCACCCUAAAGAGAUGGAACUAAAUAUCCAACCUAACUUCUGCUUCUCUCCUCUGUCAGGAUUGGUCGAGGGGGUCGUUUCGGUCGUAAGGGCGUUGCCAUCAACAUGGUGACUGAGGAGGACAAGCGUACGCUGCGGGACAUCGAGACGUUCUACAACACCACCGUCGAGGAGAUGCCCAUGAACGUGGCUGACCUCAUCUAG